Molecule: messenger RNA, 8833 nt
Organism: Thunnus maccoyii (southern bluefin tuna)
Lineage: Eukaryota; Metazoa; Chordata; Actinopteri; Scombriformes; Scombridae
Gene: mtmr3
Product: myotubularin related protein 3
Exons: 21
Coding region: 302-4000 (1232 amino acids)
Biological process (GO): regulation of autophagy; dephosphorylation
Molecular function (GO): metal ion binding; phosphatidylinositol-3,5-bisphosphate 3-phosphatase activity; protein phosphatase binding
Source: RefSeq, a predicted model, not a curated record
GAGAAUUCGCGGCGAUGGCGACGACGGCUCGGUGCUGAAGAGGGACGCAGUGAAGCGGCCUCGGCUCGGAUAUGACUCAUGUUUACUCAAUCCAGGUUUAUUUGCUGCUUAGUAAUUGCACGGGCUUCGGAUGAAUAUUUGGCUUCUAACUUCUCAUCGCUCCGUUCGCGGAUUUCCAUGUCUUACUUGUGAGAGUUCCCAAACAGGAUCAUCAGGACUGCUCAUUGUCCGAUACUGAUUGUCUGUGACUGGUCCAGGUCAGAGUUCCUCGUUGGGUGACCCACACUCCUUCACAGGGGCCAUGGAGGAGGAGGGGCAGCAGAGCUUGGAGUGUAUCCAGGCCAAUCAGAUCUUCCCCAAGAAAUCACCCGUCCUGGAGGAGGAAAACAUGCAGGUGCCCUUUCUCCAGCUGCACGGGGAGUUCACAGAGUAUGUGGGGAGGGCAGAGGAUGCCAUCAUCGCAAUGUCCAACUACCGACUACACAUCAAGUUCAAAGAGUCCGUUGUCAAUGUUCCUCUGCAGCUCAUAGAGAGCGUGGAGUGUCGUGAUAUGUUCCAGCUGCAUGUCACCUGUAAGGACUGCAAAGUUGUCAGGUGUCAGUUCGCCACUUUUGAGCAGUGUCAGGAAUGGUUGAAACGCCUUGGCGUGGUUGUGCGCCCUCCUUCUCGCCUGGAGGACCUCUUCUCCUUUGCCUUCCACGCCUGGUGCAUGGAGGUGUAUGCCGGCGAGAAGGAGCAGCAUGGUGAGCUGUGCAGACCAGGCGAACACGUGACCUCCUGGUUCAAGAACGAGGUGGAGAGGAUGGGCUUUGACACUCAAAACGCCUGGAGGAUAUCUGACAUCAACAGCAAGUUCAGGCUUUGCCCCAGCUAUCCUCAGCAGCUCCUGGUGCCAGCCUGGAUCACUGACAAGGAGCUGGAAAAUGUGGCAGCCUUCCGCUCCUGGAAGAGGUUUCCUUCAGUGGUUUAUAGGCACCAGAGCACGGGGGCUGUGAUCGCCCGCUGCGGCCAGCCAGAGGUCAGCUGGUGGGGCUGGAGGAACGCCGAUGAUGAGCACCUGGUCCAGUCUAUCGCCAAGGCCUGCGCUGUGGACAGCAGCUCCCGUAAACAUCUUCCCAAUGGCAGCUACACCAAUGGCUCAGACCUGCCUGAUACUGAUUUUGAAUCCUCCAUGACCAACAGCUCAGAGGUGGAGACAUUAGCCAUCCAACCCCACAAGUUGCUGAUCCUGGAUGCCAGGUCCUAUGCUGCUGCCGUAGCUAACAGGGCCAAGGGGGGAGGUUGCGAAUGCCCAGAGUACUAUCCCAACUGUGAGGUGGUGUUCAUGGGCAUGGCCAACAUUCACUCCAUCCGUAAGAGUUUCCAGUCCCUGCGUUUCCUCUGCACUCAGAUGCCUGAUCCAGCCAACUGGCUUUCUGCACUGGAGAGCACCAAGUGGCUGCAGCACUUGUCCCUGCUGCUGAAGGCGGCGCUGCUGGUGGUCAACGCUGUGGACCGGGACCACCGGCCUGUCCUGGUGCACUGCUCUGACGGCUGGGACCGCACACCUCAAAUUGUCGCUUUGUCCAAGCUGCUGCUGGACCCGUACUACCGCACUAUUGAGGGCUUCCAGGUUUUGGUGGAGACAGAGUGGCUGGACUUCGGCCACAAGUUCGCCGACCGCUGUGGCCACGGGGAGAACUCGGAAGACCUGAACGAGCGCUGCCCCGUCUUCCUGCAGUGGCUGGACUGUGUUCACCAGCUGCAGAGGCAGUUCCCAUGCUCCUUUGAGUUUAACGAGGCCUUCCUGGUGAAACUGGUGCAGCAUACCUACUCCUGUCUGUUCGGCACCUUCUUGUGUAACAGCGGUAAGGAGAGGGAGGACCGGCAUGUUCAGGAGAGGACCUGCUCAGUCUGGUCACUGCUGAGACCGGCUAACCGCACACUGAGGAACAUGCUGUACUCGUCACACUCCGAGACCGUUCUUCACCCAGUGUGUCAUGUGCGCAAUCUGAUGCUGUGGACGGCAGUCUACCUGCCCAGCUCCUCCCCCACCACCCCUUCAGAUGACUCCUGUGCCCCCUACCCUGUGCCUGGUGCCAACCCUGAUGAUGCGCCCCUGGGCAGACGUACGAAGACUCGCUCCUUCGACAACUUGCCCAGUGCAUGUGAGCUGGGAAGCACACUGGCUCCUAACCGCCGCUCCAGUGACCCGAGCCUCAAUGAGAAGUGGCAGGACCACCGGCGCUCUCUGGAGCUCAACAUGGCAGUGGGGCCUGAGGGAGGGGGCAACCAGGAUCAGGAGGUGCUGCCUAACGGAGUGGGCCCUUACCCAGAUGGAGUGGACUCUGAGCUGGAUGACAGCCCGCAGCCCCGGGCCUCAAACGCUGAGUUCGCACAGGGAGCCACCCUGAACCCAUCAACGGGAGAGGAUGCAGAGGAGGCAGAGCUCUCUGUGGCGGUGGGCAUGGCUGAAGGCCAGAUGGAGAACAUUCUUCAGGAAGCCUCUAAGGAGGAGGCGGGAGCAGAUGUUCAGAGAGAAGGUAGCGCUGCUGUCACUCAUGUCAUUAACACUGUUGUCACAGAGGUGGAGAAAGAAGCAAAAACCAAUGAGGAUGAUCAGUGUGCUAAAGUCAACGGGACUGAGACACGAGCAGCAUUUGCUAACGGUCACCAUGCAGAAAACGAUGAACUAGAGGCUGAGGAGGACGCUGAAUCUCCUGCUCUGCCUGCACAGAUGGCAGAUGAGCAGGAGCAACAGGCAGCUGAGGAGACUCACACAGCAGAGGAUGUGGAAAAGCAGGUUGUAGAGAGCUUUUCUGAGCAGGUGGAGGAUGCACAUGGACCCAGUCAGUCUGGCUCAGGUGAGCCAGAGCAGCUUGCAGCCCAUAGAACUUUAACGAACGGCUUUGCAGACAGCUCACCUGAAGAACCAGGUGCGGAUGAGGAGACAUGCCUCAACUCUGAGAGAGGUGUCUCAGAGCCGGUGGAGCAGGUGGAUAAGAGGGCCUCCCUGAUGGAAAGCUCUACAGAGACUCUGACUGAAGAGGCCUGCAGCAGGUUGGAGCCCCCUGCACAGCCGUCUGUCUGUCAGAGCCGUCAGCCCCACUACAGGAAAGAGAAGGUGCUGGAGACGGGUGAGCACGGGUUUAUCAGAACUUUAAAUGGGGGUGGCAAGCGGCCCUCUGUCAGUGCCUUUCAGUCUGCUGACCUCAGCAGGGAUGGGCUUUGCAACGGCGACACCUCUGACGGGGAGCCCUCCGGAGGACCUCAAUGGGCCAAAGGGAAUGGGGAGCGGGCCUCUCUGAGCCGACAGGUGUCCCUGGCGAGCUGCAACUCCCUGAUCCUCCACCCACGGGGCAGCUGCUCCCAGCACCGCUGGUGCCACGCCCUGCUGGGCCGGAUCGCCAUCAGCCCAGAGCAGCCGUCCCGCAGCCACCUGGACGACGACGGGCUGACGUUGCACACAGACGCCAUCCAGCAGAGGCUGAGGCAGAUCGAGGCAGGACACCAGAUGGAGGUGGAAACCCUGAAGAAGCAGGUUCAGGAGCUGUGGAGCCGCCUGGAGAAUCAGCAGCAUGCUGGCUCCCACAGGAUCAACGGAGACAUGGGAGACGAAGUGACCUCGAUGACAGACUCGGAGUACAACUUGGACCCCAACUGUCUGUCACGCUGCAGCACAGAGCUCUUCUCAGAGGCCAGCUGGGAGCAGGUGGACAAGCAGGACACUGAGGUCACUCGCUGGUACCCUGACCAUCUGGCAGCCCAGUGUUACGGCUGUGAGAGCAGGUUCUGGCUCGCCACCAGGAAGCAUCACUGCAGUGGCAGGGAGCCUGUCCAGGAGGUCUGGAACUGCGGUAACGUGUUCUGCGCCAGCUGUUGCGACCAGAAGAUCCCAGUGCCAAGCCAGCAGCUGUUCGAGCCCAGCCGCGUCUGUAAGACCUGCUACAGCAGCCUCCAGCUCAGCCCGGCUCCCCUGGACCUGGAGCUGGAGAAACCCAUCACAGCCAGCUCUAACUAAGCCUCCGAGGACCGGGAUGGUGGCGGGGGGCGGUAGGGGGGAGCCGGGCUGAGCCGCCGGCCACUGACACAGGCACACUGCUGAAGAAGAGCACAGGAGCUACGCAGAAUGUCCCCAUGUACUUUGUGUGUGUGUGUGCGCUGCAGAUACGGAAUUUAAUGUGUGUAUAUACCGAAGCUGACGUGGCAGAGGAGCUGAACGGUGGGUUCACAGGUGUGUGUGUGUGUGUGUGUGUGUGUGUGUGUGUGUGUGUGUGUGUGUGUGUGUGUGAGAGAGAGAGAGAGAGAGAGAGGAAAGCACACAUUUGCCACACAGGGUUUGUGGCAGUGACGGGACUGCACUCCUAGACCAGAGGAGCGAGAAUGGACAUCCUGGUGCCUUCGACCAGGCAGUUAGAGAAGGUCGUCUCACUGUGUUGCUGAAGUCUCUUGGAGGGCUUCGGUCCAUUGAAACCAUUUUCCCGCUCACCUACACUUCUCAUCAGACUUCUACAGACCAUCAUCUCCCAGCUUGGACUUCUUCCUUUGUCUGGAGGGUGUAAGAUCAGGAACGACGUGGAAAUUGUGGCAAUCAAGAGACAGUCCCUUGGCAUUAAGAAAUGUCUGGAUGUUGAGCUGAUGCUGACAGAUGUUUUGGGGAAAAGUUUAAAGAGUCAGGUCACCCAAAUUAUAAAAAACAUACUUUCUUCUAGUGUUAUCUAUCCAUGUAAAUAGUUUUGGUUUUAUUUACUGUGUAAUUGAUAUUUUCAUUAUCGAUUUGAAACUGCUUAUCAUUUUCUCAGUUAAUCAUUUUUUAAAUAAAAUGUCAGAAAAUAGUGAAAUAUGCUCUUUAUAAUGUCUCAGAGCCCAAAAUGACAUAUUCAGAUUGCUUAAUCUGCAAAUUCAAUGAUAGGACAAAGAAAAGCAGCAAAUUUUCACAUUUGAGAAGCCUUGAAUCAGCAAAUGUUUGGCUCUUUUGCUUAAAAGAAGUAUCUUAUCAAAAAUAUUUGCCAAUUAAUUGUCUCUUAAAUAUUUUCUUUCAUUUGACUUAUUGAUUGGUGAUGUGUUGUACUUCCAUAAAUUUGAGGGACAUACAAUAGACAGUUUCUGUCAAAAUCAGAGCAGCAGAUGUUGAUAUCCUGACUUUUAGUCUCUACUAGAAGUCAUGAUCCAGAACUGUUUCCUACAUUUCCCAUUAUGCAACUUAGGUUAAUAGCCCCACAUCUCCACAUAGACUUCUUUUCUAAAAAAAAAUGUUAGUCUCAAGCUUAAACAGAGAUAACAUCAGAGUUACUUUCUCAGACUUGAUGAAGCUCCUCCACAGAGGACAUUUUACAUUUUUCUACUCAGUCUGAACUCCAUUACAAGUAAAACAUAUCUUCAUGUAUACAUUUGUGGAGUCUCUAAAAAAAAAUAAAAGAUAACAGCAUUGUUUGUCCCAGAAGCAGCAUCCCCUGUUACUGUGGAUAAUCUACAGUUCUGUGAUUUGGGUGAACUGACCCUUUAACACACUGUGGGCUUAAUCUCAACUUAGCACAUUUGCUUGCUUUUUGUUUUUGUGACAGUUUUGAUCAGCUUUUCACACAGAAUGGCACAAACGUGUGUGCGUAUAUAUACACAGUAUAUACAGCUAACUGACAUGCAAAUACAAAAUUAGAGAGAAAAAAAAAUGCAAAGAGUUGCGUGUGUUAGUUUUGAGUUUCUGUGUUGAGAUUCAGCCCAGAGUGCAGAUAGAAGCAGCAGCAGCUGCAAUCCUGAGGGAUUUUUUAAAAAGUGUAUCUUGGGAUAUUUGUAAUGUCUUCUUUUCUUGCUUUUUUUGAAUCUUGACCACGGUGAAGAGAAAUCCUCACUCACACGAGGACUAGUUAGUGAUAGGAAAAAGGCUUUCGACUGUCCGACCCUCACAGCUGACAGUCUGCCGUAAACGGAUGUGUUGUGGCGUUGUCAGUUUGUGUCAAACGGCGGAUGAGCCGCCCGUCACGGACAGACUGACUGUGUAAUCUCAGUAAUCUGUGUAAUCUCCUCUGUCACGCCCUUCACUCACAGCAACCCCUUUUCUUAUUUUUACCCAGCAGGCACUGGGAGCUGGACGCCUCCCUCACGUUUCAGUCGGUGGUGGGAAUCAGAAGUGAAAUCGUGGUCAGAGGAGCUGUUGAAACAUUUAAAAUCUAAAUACAUAUUUUCAUUUGAUUUUUAUAGUAUUUUCUUGAGACCUGACUUGGGAUUUCUGCUGUGAUUGGCUGAAACGUGGAGGAGAGCAGCGGCAGCAGAAAAGGGCUCUUGGUGUUCUCAUGCCACAUGAAAUCUGUCAGAGAAGCUUCACUGAGACGCCCACUCUGCCUAACACCCAUUCAGUGACCUCCUUGCAUACACACUAACACACACACACACAUUUGUUUUGUAAAAUAAAUGAAUAAAAUAAUAUAUUCAGAUACCUAUAUAGCAUUUAAGAAAAAUGUAUAGAAUCCUUGAAUAGUGGCUCACUAAAUUAGUCACCAAAAAGUUUUUCUUUUUUUAAUUUCUUUGUUUUCUUAUGUUAUUAAUUGCAGAAAUGUACCUAUAUUUUGCACCCUGUUGAAGACACAGGUGUGUGUAUUUUUUUUUUUUUUUUUUAAAUAGAGAAGCAGGGUGUCCUGUUUUGAUGCUGCAGUGGAUUUUUCCCUUUUAAAUGCGAUCAUUACUUUGAUUUUAUUUAUUAUGGUUUUGUUGUUUAAUGGCUGUUUGAAAAUCCAGACAAUUCAAUUGCCACAGGAUAAUCAGUGUUUAUGAGAUUCGGGGGAUGAGAGAUGGUUCUGAUCUGUGGCUGCGGCGACACUCGUCAUGUCAGUGUCUCGCAUCAGCCAAUCAAAGCAGGAUUUGUGGAGUUAAACAUGCGAGCAGUGCACACAUGCAGUGAGCAGUGUGGAUGUAGCUGGUGAGACGUCUAUGCACUGAGAGAACAGUGGUCCAAAACAAGCAGCCCCAAUCCAAACUAAAAGCCCCCGAACUAGACCCCCCACGCCCCUCCCCUGACUCACACACACAAACAUUACUCCAUUCAUACCUACAAACACUACCUCUACUUUCUACACAUACUCGUUCACACACGCACGCACGCACACACACACACACACACACACACACACACACACUGAGCUUAUAGUAGCUGAGUGAUUGACAUCCUCAACGACGGCCUUUGUUGUUAUUAUUGAAGACUUUUGUUUUUCCAUUAAUCAGCUGGAGCAUUAAAGGUACAGCACACGACUUAAGUUCAUGAUGACCUUCUUGUUGAGACUGCCAAUCUUUCUUUUUUUUUUUUUUUUUUUUAAAUAUCCCUCACCACCUAGCAUGUGACAUCAGCAGGGGGCCUGCCUGCACUUCAUGUAUCAGUAUUGGGAAAGUUCACAUGGGACAGUACAGAAGAUGACAGGCAGGCAGAGGUUUGUUUGACUAUCACAGGAAAUGCUUAAAUAUAGCUGUGUGAUUGACGACAUGAUGCUACUGUAUCAUACUGGAGCUGUAUCACUGAUCUUGUGUUCCUGAUGAGCUGAAACCCUUAUUUGAGACUCUUCUUUAUUUAAAAUGUGGUGGUUGAACCAGCAGAUCACUGAUGUGUGCAGUUGAGCUGCUGUUUAAGGUGGUCGGAACAACAACAGGCUUGAAGUGUUUGUGUUCCUGUGGAUGUGGUGUUAAAUUCAACAGCUCAACCUUCAAGUACAAUGAAUUGUAGCUGUGACACGGUGUCACAAAAUUUAAUAUAAAACACCAAGUUCUUUUUCAAUCUAUUUGAGAGGUACUACUGCAUUAAAACUAAGAGUGAAGCAAGUCUUUGCAAAUUAAAAUUUGUAGUUUGGCCCUGAUGAGCUGCUCAUUACUGAUCUGACUUCAGACUGUUCAGUUUAUAAUGGUGAGGUAAACCUGCUCUGUAAUCUCAGAUAUGUAAUGUGUCUUCAUCUGCAGGUUAUUGGCUGUGACACUUUUCCUCACAGACACAUUGACAACCAGCAGCAUGAAUUUCUUGUUCUGUAUUUUCACCACAAUCACAGGCAUGAGGGGCACCACGCUUGUCUUGUUCAACAAUCCAGGAAUGUGAAUUGUCUAAGAGAAAGAAAAAAAAAAAAAAGGCUAUUUUUUGCACAAAGUAGACACUGCCACAGAGUCCAUCAAAGAAAAGCUGAAACUGAAAGACUGCUGUGCUUUUCAGUAUUGUAAGUGAUCCUGCAGAGCAUGAUGAGAGUCACAUGGAGCGUUGGUUCUGGUUGUAUGUGUGUGGUGGGAGGGUUCGCUAAAGUGGGCAUCAGUUACACAUGUUGCCAGGAUGAUCCCAUGCUGUGCUAUUUUCUCUCUCUCUCUCUCUCUCUCUCUCUCUCUCUCUCUCUCCCAAGAAGUUCUCUUGGUCUGCAUAUGUUGUAUUUUUCUUCACUCAUGCUGACAUGCUCUUGUCGGAGGCGUCGCUGCUACGGCCCAGUAAUCAUUUGAUGUGAGUGAGUGUAUGAGAAUGCAUAAAGCAUUGGUGUGUGUGUGUGUGUGUGUGUGUGUGUGUGUGUGUGUGUGUGUGUGUGUGUGUGUGUGUGUGUGUGUGUGUGUGUGUGUCUCUUUUGGUGGAGACUGGUGCCAAGCAGUUUUAUUACGGGUCUCUCACAAAGGGAUCACUCGUGCUUUUGUUGGAUUUUCCUUUUUUUUUUUUUUCCUCCCUUCUGUUUGAUAAGCACUUUGAACCUUCUCAUGUCUGUCAGAGGAGUGUGUAGCUGUACAUAGCAAUUUCCUGUAACAACAAGUGCUCCUUGUUCAGUCUGAAUAUUUUGUUUUGUUGGAUUUACUUAAAAGAGCAUUACAUUGUCGUAGAAUUAAAGGAGAAAUAAACUAGAUAAACCUA